Messenger RNA from Aspergillus fischeri NRRL 181, 1185 nucleotides. RefSeq lists its product as uncharacterized. Lineage: Eukaryota; Fungi; Ascomycota; Eurotiomycetes; Eurotiales; Aspergillaceae. Bases 1 to 1185 code for a protein of 394 amino acids. The transcript is spliced from 2 exons. Gene Ontology annotation, biological process: regulation of transcription by RNA polymerase II. Gene Ontology annotation, molecular function: DNA-binding transcription activator activity, RNA polymerase II-specific. The record is from RefSeq and is a predicted model, not a curated record.
AUGGAAUGUGUCUAUCCUUCCAAAGUCCGGGAUUGGGUUGGUGCAGGGAAGCAGACAGCGUCGCGAGGCGAUACUUUGGUAGCAUCAUCAUCGCCGAGUGGCAAGCAGGUCUCACCGUCACAAGGACUUGCUGUCAGUCCGUUCAGUCGCGAUGACUUGCGAUUCUUCCAUCAUUUCCUCAUCGCUGCGCGUCCGCAUCUGCCCUUUGGGAGCGAGGAGACAUGGGCGACCGAAGUACCCAGAUAUGCACAUGAGUAUCCCCAUCUGAUGCACGCAAUCCUCGCGCUAGGAGCUACUCACUACUCCCUCGUCUCGCCUAAUGGAUCAGAAUACUCCUCCACGGCGAUUAUCCACAGAGGCAAGGCACUGAAAGCGUUAUCGGCAGCGAUAGGAAAAGGCCCAGAAUGCACAACAACCGACAUGGACAUCAUCCUGGCCACAUGCUAUGCUCUUGUGUUCCAGGCAUACCACAUGCACGAUGGCCUCGUCGAUUUCGCAGUCAUGGUCCGCGGCUGCGGAGUCAUCACCAACUGCAUCAUGGACAAAUACAAAACAAGCCAGCUAUUCGACCUGCGGACAGAGGAAGAGGCGGCCGAGAUAGCCUUGGCACUUGCCGACGAACCCGUCAGCAGUCCUCUCCUAAUCGACAGUCUUCUCGCGGCAAUAGAUAGAUUACAGCCGCUCUUUCAAAGCACCAUACAUCACCGCUUCUUUCGAGCGCUACGGGAGACACUCGCCGCCCUCGCAAUCUCCCAGCGCGCAGCGUUUGUCAGGCUCACCAGGAUCUAUGCCGUGUGGUACGAAGCCGAGAAUCGAGAGUUUCUCAUGUUCAUCGCGCCGGCGAACCACGUUUCGCGCGCUUUGUUCAUGUAUUUCCUUGUCAUCGAGCUCGUUAUGCUGCCGGUUUAUAUCAGGCUGCGCGAGCUAAGUGGCACUACGUUCGUAACAACAGAUUUAAUCGUACAUCAGUGGGCGGAUGCCAUAUACCGCGAGCUACCAUCUUCGAUACGGGAGUUGAUAGAGUUACCGAUGCAAAUCAUAGCUGCAGACGAGAUUACUACGAGAAGCACUGGCGGUACGCGGUCUGACGGUGUAUUCCCCAAUCUGCAUGCUCAGUUCUUUGACAUGGAGACGACAGCGUGGUUAGGGUGCGCGGAGCCUGGAGGGGUUCAAGUAUUAGAAUAA